This is a messenger RNA of Chenopodium quinoa (quinoa), 751 nucleotides long. Its product is annotated as diphthamide biosynthesis protein 3-like. Gene Ontology annotation, biological process: protein histidyl modification to diphthamide; tRNA wobble uridine modification. The transcript has a single exon. The record is from RefSeq and is a predicted model, not a curated record. Lineage: Eukaryota; Viridiplantae; Streptophyta; Magnoliopsida; Caryophyllales; Amaranthaceae. Gene Ontology annotation, cellular component: nucleus; cytosol. Gene Ontology annotation, molecular function: metal ion binding. The coding region runs from base 305 to 553 and encodes 82 amino acids.
AAAAUAAUAAAAUUAAUUUUAUAAAAUAAAGUUUGAAAAAACAUAAAUCAUUGAAUAGAGAGUUUGUUUCUUUUAAAUCUAAGUUGAAUACCAAAAAAAGAAAUAUAUAAACUGACUCCAGCCGCCAACUUCCUCAUCACCCUCCAAAUAAAACCCCAAAACCUUCCUCCCAAGAACCCUAAUUCUGCAACUCCACGCAAACUCAAUCAAAUUGGGGAAAUUCUAAAAUCAAACAAAUCACCUAAACCCCUCAAUCUAAUACAACUUCAAUUCAUCUAAGAAGAGAGAAAAAAAUUAAAAAAGGAUGUCGUACGAUGAUGUAGAGAUUGAAGACAUGGACUGGAAUGAAGAACUUCAGUCCUACACUUACCCAUGUCCAUGCGGCGAUCUUUUCCAAAUCACAAAGGAUGACCUUCGUCUUGGUGAAGAAAUUGCUCGUUGCCCAAGUUGUUCUCUUUACAUCACUGUUAUUUAUAAUCUCGAAGAUUUUGCUGCUAAUAAGAAUAACUCCAAUUUUCAGCCUCCUAAAUCGCAGCCAAUCAGCGUCGCUUGAGCUAAUUUUUACUUAUUUUUAAUUUUUAUUUACAUUAAUUUUUGAUAUGUUGUUCGAAAAUUUUGUUGUUAUUGUUGUUGAAUUUGAUCAUGGAAGAUUUUGCACUGUUUUGUCAUUGGUGCAUAUAAUACAGUAUUAUUAAUCUAUAAAUGUUGAUUGGAGCUUGAUUUACUCAUAAAUUGGAUUGAUUUUGCUUAA